Molecule: messenger RNA, 3106 nt
Organism: Ctenopharyngodon idella (grass carp)
Lineage: Eukaryota; Metazoa; Chordata; Actinopteri; Cypriniformes; Xenocyprididae
Product: nuclear receptor coactivator 7-like
Exons: 6
Coding region: 1639-2472 (277 amino acids)
Biological process (GO): regulation of transcription by RNA polymerase II; response to oxidative stress
Cellular component (GO): nucleus
Source: RefSeq, a predicted model, not a curated record
UUUGAAUUCACCUCCGUUGCUGCAUUUGAAUCGUGAAGAACCUUCAACAUCCAUGCACUCUUACAAAUAAAUGCCAUAGAAGAACCAUUUUUGGUUCUCCAAAGAAAUUUUUAAAAUCUGAAGCGUUUUCAACAAGAAGUGGAAAGGUUCUAUGGAUGGUGAAGGUUCUGGUGACUUGAUCCUGUUUACACCUGGUAUUAAGAUGCAUUCUGGUCGAUCGGAUCACAAGUAGACGAGGGAGACGCAUUCCCAUUUACACCUGGUGUUUUAAUCUGUCUCUUUAGUCCACUUUCGUCCACUUCUGUCUUGAUUUCUACGAUUCAGCUACCUCAGAAAGUGGUCAAAAGUGGAAAAGCUUGAAACAAUUUAUACCCCAUUUCCCUGGUAAAAUUCACAUUCCAGGGGCUAAAUAUCAUGUUAUUUGAGGUCGCUUCAACCCGCGGACAUGAAAAACAACCCACGGCAACAGUGUUAAAGUAGCCCAAUUCCACGGGAAAACCACGGACUUGGUAACACUGGCGAUAAUGUAAAAGUAGGCGUUGUUGUUUUCCUCCAGAGGCAGUCAUAUGCAAAUGAUUGUGCCCCUGUGACGUCACAUGACACCUCUGUUCCAAACAAAGCUUUUUUACAGCUUGAUUAUAUAAAUGCUUUUUUAUUGAUGACGAGGAUGUUUUAAGUUAUGGAACUUGCAGGAUGUAAUAAUGAUACAAAGACCUGUUAUAUGCCAAAAAUUUGAUUUCUCAUGUCAUGACCCCUUUAAUACCAGGCGUAAACAGGGCCAAAACAUAAAUGUAACUAGAAUAUUAUUAGACUUAAUAUCUGCUAACACUUUAUUUUGAUGUCGCUGCGAAAAACCCCUUUUAGAAUCUUUAUUUUUGAGGAAUUUAAGGAAGUGGAAUUCAAGUGGAAUUUGAUGCAUGCAACUGUACUGUGUAGUUUUUAAUAAUACAUUUUGUGUUUUGUAUGAAUUACCUAUUUAAAAAAAAACAAAAAACAUACAUAUGACCCAUAAAUGACAUUUAAUCGAAUUUUGCAUUACAUUUAAUAAAUAAAACUCAGUUUCAUUCAGUUCAAAUUCAAGGAAAACCUGUCCUUAAAUUCUGAAUGUUGCCAAAUCUUGAGAAAUAUUUUCUUAUUUUAAAAUCUUUCCAUUUGCACUAGAAAAGGCAAGAAUGAAUGGAUGAAGCAUUUAUAUAGCGCUUUUAUUCCAUAUAUUGUACACCCAAAGCGUUUUACAAUCACAUCAGUAUGCAUUACGUAGGUUUUCAGCUCAAGUUGCUCAAGUUGCUCAAGUUUCUCGUCUCAAGCUGAGUUCCAGCGAAGGCCUCAGUUUCUGAAUCUCACACAGUCUGGGAUAAUGGUCUAUUUUCCCUCAUGUGCGUGUGCCAGGGAAGGAGGUUAUAAUAUCCCUUCCAGAUGUGCUGGAGCUCCUGUGCACCAAUAGCAGAGGGUCUCAAGGAAUUUUCAUUGCGCAACCGGAACGUAUGACGAUGACGUUACAAGGAAUGGCUGCAACUUCCUAUAACAGAGUCGAUGCAUUAUAGUCUGUUGGACUGAUAGAGCUUCUGAGGAAAACUUCUGUGAAUAUGGUCAUUGUGCAUCAGUGAAAAACAUGUUUAUGUGGAAAAUCUCUGCGUUAUGGUUCAUGUGAAUGCUUGUAAAAAUAUGCACCUUAUGUGCCGAAAGCAGCCCGAGCAUGAGCUCCACUCCUCAAGCAUGUCUUUGUUUUCCUUUAGGGUGGACCAUCUGUACACGUUCUUUGUCCAGUGGUCUCCAGAGAGCAUCUACAGUAAACACACCAGCAAGCAGGACUUCCUAAAGGUCCAUCCAGAGACCCUCAAUGUGAUUGACACUUUACUGAAUAAUUCUGCUCCCAAAAACUGGAAGAUCGUCACUGUCAAUCAGCAGAAGCGUCGUCCGAGUGUUUGCAGCUCUGCCGACUCUGAAUCCGAGGACCUGCAGCCAGUUUUAGUAGAUCGCAGUCAGAUCCUGAAAGAACACCAUCUCGAACAACUGAUGAACCACAUUCCGGCUCGGACUCAAGGUUAUCCGUGGAAGCUGGUGUACAGCACGGCGGAGCACGGCACCAGUCUGAGAACACUGUACCGGCAGAUGGCAGAAAUAGACAGACCCGUCCUGAUGGUCAUCAAGGAUUCAGACAAUCAGGUGUUCGGAGCGUUUUCCUCUGACCCUUUCAAAGUGAGCAGCUACUGCUACGGGACGGGAGAGACGUUCCUCUACAGCUUCAGUCCAGAGUUUCAGAUCUUCCGCUGGAGUGGAGAAAACUCCUACUUCGUGAGAGGAUUCCUGGACUCUCUUCAGAUGGGAGGAGGAGGGGGUCCGUUCGGAUUGUGGCUGGACGCUGACCUGUAUCGCGGCUCCAGUUACUCCUGCGACACCUUCUGCAACCGGCCGCUCAGCCUCCAUCACGACUUCACCAUUCAGGAUCUGGAGGUCUGGACCUUCAUCUGAGCAGAAAUCCGCUGCUGUUUCCCGGCUGUAUUGGUGUUAUCACUGCUGUUUCAUCUGAACAAACAACCGAUGAGUUUGUUCCAGCAAUGAAACCUGCAGAACUUGUCUGUUGACUCGAACAGAACGUCUUCCUCACUUGCAUGUGGUUUUAGAUAAAAGAUUCUGCUAUGAAAUAACAACAAUGUAAAUGUGGUUAAAGGAAACAAGUUGAGGCAGGAUUUGGGUUUUCAGUUCCCAUUUCCAGUAACCUUUAACUGUUGAAGAGGCCUGAUGGGACCUGAACGGCAUUGCUCAAGAUGCAAAGCCUCAAGCGCACAUGUUCCAGACUAUGUAGGCAACAUACUGUAGCACACUAGUGUUGAAACGAAGCCUGUGAGUACUACUGACAUAAGGCUUUAGUGUCUUUACUUUAAAAUGCACUUACUGGUUUAUGUGACCGACUACUACAUGAAAAAGGAUUUGAAAAGGAAAAAUGUUUUGCUGUAUGAUUGUGAUUUUACUACGUUAUUUUUUUACUGUAUUUAAAGAACUUUGUGAUCACUGAAUUGUGUUUUGGGAUUUUGAUUGUGUUUAUUGUGCAGUGCUGGCACUGCAUUUGGGUUUUGGAUAUCUAAUAAAACAUUAUUUUUGGAAA